Messenger RNA from Stylophora pistillata, 1515 nucleotides. Its product is annotated as trace amine-associated receptor 6-like. NCBI's taxonomy places the organism in Eukaryota, Metazoa, Cnidaria, Anthozoa, Scleractinia, Pocilloporidae. Gene Ontology annotation, biological process: G protein-coupled receptor signaling pathway. Gene Ontology annotation, cellular component: membrane. The record is from RefSeq and is a predicted model, not a curated record. Gene Ontology annotation, molecular function: G protein-coupled receptor activity.
GUUUUGCGCGCUAGAGAAAGUUUCGGGGAUCUUAUUCACCAUGUUUUACAGCGUAUCUCUGUUUCAUGUGGUAUUGAUAAGCUUGGAAAGAUUUUUGGCGAUAAAACGUCCCUUUUUCUACAAUAAUUAUUCCUCUAAUAAGAUUUUGAUAAUCUCUUCUGCGAUAGCGUGGAUACUAGCCUUUAUUCCAGCAAUCAAGGAUUUUAUAGACUCUGAACAUGAUUUUGUGACUGUUGUAUUUGUUGAGGUUAUUUUAGUAUGUAGUCUUCUAGUAAUUGUUGUAUGCCAUGUUUCUAUUUAUAUAGAGGCUAGACGCCAUGAGAAACAAAUUGCUUCUCAGCAAGUCUCAUUGGAAGCCAGGGAAAAAUUCAAGAGGGAAAGAAAGACCUUAAAGACAACGAUGCCAAUUGUUCUAACUGUUUUCUUUUGUAACUUUAUUUCGAUAUCCGUUAAUUUUUUCCUAGACAAAGUGACAGAAUUUAAUGUCGCCCAUAUACUUUUCUUUUUAGCUUUUACAUUAACGUUGCUCAAUUCUUUGAUGAAUCCUUUGAUUUACGCGGAGAGGAACAGGCGAUUUCGACUGGUAUUUGUCCACCUGCUGUUACGAAAACGAGUUCAACAAACAGAAGAGACGGAAAUACGAGUAAUUUGUUGCAGAAGAAGCACUGUUAGGCCACAAGCAGGCGAUACGCAAGAAUUGCCAUGACAACGAGAUGGUGAACUCGCUCUAUAUUAUUCCGUCUGUCUCUCUCUCUAUAAUUAGGGUGAUGAGAGCUAAGAUGCGAGCGGGUACUUAUGUUGACAUCAUGCAUAAAUGAAAUAGAAGCCCUUUAUAACAUUAAAGCAUGAAAAAAGUUAUUUCCUCCAUCGAAAAUUUUCGCGAGUUUCCACUAACAGGGCUCUACUUUAUAAGGCUCAACUCUUAACCUGGAAAUGAAUACGAUUCUUUAUCCCUACAAUUUAACCGUGUUUUGGAAAAAUAUUAACACCAAGUAAAGCAUGGCGCUCUGCCUUGAAUUGCUAGUAACGUUAUCAGUUAUUUAUCUGAAUUUGUAACUAUCUUUAAGUUAAAUAUCAAGUUUUAGUGAGACAUAUUGCGACCUCGUACGUUGUGGCCUCGUACGCUGUCGCUAAAAGGAGAGUCUAUGCGAGUAUGUGCGAUAGAGUUAUCUGCGAUCAUUUGCGACUUCUGGUUAAUAAGGCGUACAGAGAGGACAAUCGGUAAGCGUAUUUUUCUCUCCCCUUGUUGUUUUUGUUUAUUAUUUGAUUAAUUAUUGUUAGGGGUCAUGUGCUCGGCCUUUGUGUUGUUAUGUAAUAAUUACUGUUUUAGUUUAGCUUCUUGUAAUGUUGCUUAGACUAGGUUUUCUUGUUUGUGUUUUAGUUUGACGUGUUUUGAUAUCAGAUUAAUUGUAUUGGAAUCACAGUUAUACCGGUCUGGUGUCAGAUUUAGUACCUCGAUGUCCUCUAUGCGAUAAACGCCUACAAUUACAACCCUUUCCAUACUUCCCCAGACCA